CCUUUUCAAUCCGGAAGUGACGUCAAGCUUCACCCCGGAAACUACAAUUUCCCUUUUCAAUUCCCGCUUCCGGUAUCCCCAUUACCAACAUCGUUUGAAGGUGCCUACGGCAGUGUACGAUAUUGGUUAGAUGCCGUGGUGGACCGACCGUGGAGAAUUGAUCUCAAUACCCGCACACCCCUGGUAAUUGUUGAGCGCGUACAGAUUAGGAAACCACAAUUCCUCGUAAGUACUGACUCGAAAUUUAUUCCGUGCCCAAGUAAGAACUCUUCUAAAUAUGGCUCGAGUGGGAACUACCACAACUUAUCUUUUCACAUUAAAGAGAAUCCCGAAAAAAUUACAAUCCCUUAAAAUUUUUAUAGUCCUGAACACGAUGUAUAACUAUACAAUAAGUUCUCCCCCAUUUUCAAACAGAAAAGGGGGCUGAAGAAGUAAACACUGCUGGCUCAUUCUUUGUCGGCUGAUGUUUUGGUAACAUUCGCCUUUAUCCUGGUCCAAAAGAGGUGUGCAAAAACCGCAAAGGUGUAUGGCGUAUGCUGGUUGCUUUUUUAAGUAGGAAUGUUUAAAAUCAAAAGUGAUUUCUCAAAGAGAGAAGAAAAUCACCAAUUGCAAGCCCAUCUGCAAUCAUGUAGCCGAUUGCUCACUUACUCUCUGAUCAUUCGUUGUCGAUCGUCAGGAACUAAGAUUGAAACAAAAAGAUCGUAUGUUGGGUUGGCCAUGUUGCCCUUCAGACCAGCUGCACACCAAAGCCCGCAUAGGAGGUGUAGCUUAUUGCCCUGGUCAGGACUUCAAGAUAUCUGGACUAGUAAAUAACGAGAGCAGCAAAAAAGUUAUCGGUUUUGAAGCGCAACUUGUACAGAGAGUGCUAUACAAAACACCUGAAGGUAAGGAUUAACCCUUUAACCACUAGAAAUGACAAGGAUCUAAUUUCUCCUCACAGUAUCGCUGCUAAAUCAAUAA
This is a messenger RNA of Porites evermanni, 960 nucleotides long. The record is from the annotation of a GenBank genome assembly. Lineage: Eukaryota; Metazoa; Cnidaria; Anthozoa; Scleractinia; Poritidae.